AUGGAUCGGGGGACGCAGGAGAAAAAAGGCCUCGGCGUCUUUGCUAAAGUCAAUAUUCCUCGAGGCACACGAAUUGUCGCGGAGGCCCCGCUGAUGAAAUUGGACCUAGUCGGGGACUCGACGACAAUCUGGAAAGCUUUCCGCAAACUCAAGCCUUUGGAAAAGGAGAAGUACCUCGGAUUGCAUUACCUGGAAUGUGACCUGGACUACGAGCUCACGAAUCCCGCUCUGGAGAAUAAUCGACAGAGACACCGGAUGGCAAAAGUGCUUGCGAUCUAUCGGAUGAACAAAAGUAUUUGCCAUACGGGAACAGUUGUGGUGUCCUACCUCCCUUCCCGAUUCAAUCACUCAUGUCUCCCAAACACAAAAUGCGCCGAGAAUCCGAAUCUGGGCGACGGGGUUCUGACCGUUCAUGCCGUGAGGGACAUCAAAGAAGGCGAGGAGCUCGCAUAUUCAUAUGUGCCUGACUUCCUCAAGCCGAAAGAUCAGCGGCAGGAGAAGCUCUUCUGGCAAGGUGCCUUUGUAUGUCUAUGUGAGGCGUGUUCGGAUUCUGAUUUCGCCAGCUCGAUGGAUCAGAAAAGACAGGAACUCUCCAGACUUGACCGACGAGUCUCCGACCGUGAGCAAAAACCUCGGAGAAAGAGAGUGGACGCGUCAAAGUCAAGUGUCUUGAAGGAUUUGGAGCAGAUGGAGGCCUUGCAAAAGGAUCUUGGUCUGCACGAAGCUCUCGGUCUCACGUAA
This is a messenger RNA of Capronia epimyces CBS 606.96, 741 nucleotides long. RefSeq lists its product as uncharacterized. The record is from RefSeq and is a predicted model, not a curated record. The transcript has 2 exons. Lineage: Eukaryota; Fungi; Ascomycota; Eurotiomycetes; Chaetothyriales; Herpotrichiellaceae. Gene Ontology annotation, molecular function: protein binding. The coding region runs from base 1 to 741 and encodes 246 amino acids.